This is a messenger RNA of Rattus rattus (black rat), 1126 nucleotides long. RefSeq names its product pyridoxal kinase (gene Pdxk). Gene Ontology annotation, biological process: pyridoxal 5'-phosphate salvage. The record is from RefSeq and is a predicted model, not a curated record. Gene Ontology annotation, cellular component: cytosol. Bases 181 to 1119 code for a protein of 312 amino acids. The transcript is spliced from 11 exons. NCBI's taxonomy places the organism in Eukaryota, Metazoa, Chordata, Mammalia, Rodentia, Muridae. Gene Ontology annotation, molecular function: pyridoxal kinase activity.
CUCGCCGCGCGGGACUCGCGGGUUAGCAGCCCGCCUGUUGAGGUCAGAGGAGGCGGGCAGAAGGUCCAAACCCAGCGCCUGCGCGUGCUUAAAGCACCGGGAGCAGAGAGCGAUCCCGCAGUCUGAGCAGCCCCAGCCCUUGACACUACCUGGACUACGCGCCACUACGGUCUUCCCGGCAUGGAGGGCGAAUGCCGGGUGCUCUCCAUCCAGAGCCAUGUUGUCCGCGGCUACGUGGGCAACAGAGCGGCCAUGUUCCCUCUGCAGGUUUUGGGAUUUGAGGUUGACGCCGUGAACUCUGUGCAGUUUUCAAACCACACAGGCUAUGCCCACUGGAAGGGCCAGGUGCUGACGUCCCAGGAGCUGCAUGUGCUGUACGAAGGUCUCAAGGCAAACAAUGUCAACAAGUAUGACUACGUGCUCACUGGUUACACGAGAGACAAGUCCUUCCUGGGCAUGGUGGUGGAUAUCGUGCAGGAGCUGAAGCAACAGAACUCUCGACUCGUGUACGUGUGUGACCCUGUGAUGGGCGACAAGUGGAACGGAGAAGGCUCCAUGUACGUUCCCCAGGACCUGCUUCCCGUGUACAGGGAGAAAGUGGUACCCAUGGCCGACAUCAUCACUCCCAACCAGUUUGAGGCUGAGUUGCUAAGUGGCAGAAAAAUCCACAGCCAGGAAGAAGCAUUUGCGGUGAUGGAUGUGUUGCACCGCAUGGGUCCUGACACUGUGGUCAUCACCAGCUCUGACCUGCCCUCCCCAAAGGGCAGCGACUACCUGAUGGCGCUGGGAAGCCAGAGGAUGAGGAAGCCUGACGGGUCCACGGUGACCCAGCACAUCCGGAUGGAGAUGCGCAAGGUGGACGCCGUCUUCGUGGGCACCGGGGACCUCUUCGCUGCCAUGCUUCUGGCGUGGACACACAAACACCCCGACAACCUCAAGGUGGCCUGUGAGAAAAGCGGUGUCUGCCAUGCAGCCGUCCUGCAGAGGACCAUCCGGUGUGCAAAAGGUACCCCAGGAGAAGGACAGAAGCCCAGCCCGGCUCAGCUGGAGCUGAGAAUGGUGCAGAGCAGGAAGGACAUCGAGGACCCCGAGAUCGUCGUGCAGGCCACGGUGCUGUGAGGGCCGU